This is a messenger RNA of Macrosiphum euphorbiae (potato aphid), 1131 nucleotides long. The record is from the annotation of a GenBank genome assembly. NCBI's taxonomy places the organism in Eukaryota, Metazoa, Arthropoda, Insecta, Hemiptera, Aphididae.
AUGGGUAUAAAGAAACAGGCAUCUUAUAAAGAUUAUUGGUCUUCAAAUGAACAACUUAGAGACCCUUACAUUUCAUCUAUUAUGCCUGUCAAUAGAUUUUCAUGGUUUCUAUCACAUUUACAUAUCAAUGACAAUUUACUUGCACCCAAAAGAAAUGAACCUAAUUUUGAUAAACUAUAUAAAGUAAGACCGUUGCUAGAUUCUCUCUCCAAAACGUUUCUUCAGCAUUUCAAUCCCAAUGAGCACCAAUUGGUUGAUGAAAGUAUGAUUCUUUUUAAAGGACGAAGUACAUUAAAACAAUAUAUGCCUAUGAAACCGGUGAAAAGGGGCUAUAAAGUCUGGAUAAGAGCUGACCAAACUGGAUAUGUAUGUCAAUUUGAAGUGUAUACGGGUAAAACUGAUUCUACUGAAACAUCAUUAGGAAAAAGGAUUGUUUUAAAUUUGACAAAAAAUAUCUAUGGACAUUUUCAUAAAAUAUUUUUUGAUAAUUUUUUUACUUCAUUUGAUCUGAUGGAAGAAUUACUCCAAAAUAAAGUGUAUGCUUGUGGAACAGUUCGUGCAAAUAGAAAAAAUCUUCCAAAAAAUCAAAUUCUUGAUAAAAAUAUGCAAAAAGGUGAAAGUGAAGGUCGUGUGUCAUCAACAGGUGUUUCUUGGAUAAAAUGGAGGGAUAACCGUACUAUCCAAUUUUUAUCAAAUUAUCAUAACCCGGACCAUAUAACUACUUGUAAUAGAAAAGCUAAAGAUGGAUCAAAAAUAGUCAUUAACUGUCCACAAGCUGUAAAAGAUUACAAUCAACAUAUGGGGUAUGUUGAUAAAGCUGAUAUGCUAAAGUCUUGUUACCAAAUCAGCAGAAAGAGUCGCAAGUGGUGGCACAGAAUCUUUUUCCAUUUUGUUGAUGUAGAGGUAAAAAAAACACCACCCAAACCUAUUAAUAUGUUUAAAUCAAAAAUACCGAUUGAAAAAAGAUACUCAAAUGCCGGACAUAUGCCAUCUAUAUGUACUUCCAGAAGAUGUCAUCAUUGUAGUACAAAAGAAAAUCCCCGAAGAACAAGAUGGGAAUGUUCAUCAUGUGGAGUUGGUUUGUGUAUGACACCACAUAAAAAUUGUUUUAAAGCAUUUCAUGCUAAAUAA